Messenger RNA from Mesorhabditis spiculigera, 411 nucleotides. NCBI's taxonomy places the organism in Eukaryota, Metazoa, Nematoda, Chromadorea, Rhabditida, Rhabditidae. The record is from the annotation of a GenBank genome assembly.
AUGACCUCCGCCGAGGUCCCCGAGCUGAUAAGACCAGAGGUUCGGCGGCUAGGCGCGGAAGAAGUUCAAGAAUUGAGAAUCUUUGCCCCGGAAGCCCAGGAAAAUGUCGAGCCGGAGGAGAAGAGCGACGAGCCGCCCUCAAAAAUGCAGAAGCUCGAUGGGCCGAAGGGGUUGCCGCAAAAGAAAUAUUAUAGGCAACGCGCCCACUCCAACCCCCAUUCGGACCACGAUAUCGACUAUCCUCGGAACCCGGCCGAAAUGGACUGGCACAAAUACUACGGCGACUACUCCAAUGGCCGAAAAGUCGAAUUCGCGGACAUUGGUUGUGGCUACGGAGGUCUACUCUUCAAGCUGAGCCCCAUGUUUCCGGAAUCGCUGAUGCUGGGUAUUGAGCUGAGGGUGAAGAUUUCG